Messenger RNA from Penicillium vulpinum, 1725 nucleotides. RefSeq lists its product as uncharacterized. The coding region runs from base 1 to 1725 and encodes 574 amino acids. The record is from RefSeq and is a predicted model, not a curated record. The transcript is spliced from 4 exons. Gene Ontology annotation, cellular component: mitochondrion. Gene Ontology annotation, biological process: anterograde axonal transport. Lineage: Eukaryota; Fungi; Ascomycota; Eurotiomycetes; Eurotiales; Aspergillaceae.
AUGGCUGACGAUGCCCCUGUUUCUUCGCCUGUCGAGGGCGAUCAGCCCGAGCGCGUUGCUGAGAAUCCUAUCGACUCCGAGAAGAAGUCUGAGGAUGUGGCCAUGUCGGAAGAUAAGCCUGCCGAGACUGAAGCUGCGACCGACAAGAAGACAGACGCUAAAGCUGAGGCUGAUAAGCCUACUUUCUCUGAUGAGGCUCCUGAACUCAAGGCCGAUGGUGAAACUGCCGAUACAGAGGCUGUUACGCCCGCGGAGCCCAACGGAACCCCUGCCUCAGCGAAGAAGUCCUCCAAGAACCGCCGCACCUCCACAGGUGCCACCCAGAAGCUGAGCCGCAAGAAGUCACAGAUUCGCACCACCUACCUGCACGCUAAGCCAGGCGAGACCUAUCUAGCUCGUCUACGCAGUUAUGCGCCCUGGCCUGCUAUCAUCUGUGACGAGGGCAUUCUGCCCCCCAGCCUACUUGAAACUCGUCCCGUUACCGCCAUGCAAAAGGAUGGAUCCUACAAAGGCGAGUAUGGUGAUGAUGGAAGACGCGCCCAUGAGCGUACCUUCCCUGUUAUGUUCUUCGAGACCAAUGAAUUCGCUUGGGUUCCCAACACCAGCCUGACACCUCUCAACCCUGCCGACUGCAAGGAGAUCUCCGAGAAGAAUAAAAGCAAAUCACUCAUCAACGCCUACAAGGUUGCAUCUGAGGGUCAUAAUCUUCAGUACUUCAAGAAGCUCCUGAACGACCAUCAGGCAGCUAUUGACCAGGAAGAGGCUGAGCUGGAAGCCCAGGAAGCGGAGAAGGCAGCUGCCAAGGCCGCAAAGGAGGCCAAGAAGGGCAAGCGCAAGAGCAAGGGCGCCGAUACUGACGUUGAAAUGGAGGAUGUGGAGGACUCUAAAAAGUCCAAGGCCUCUUCUAAGAAGCGUAAGAAGGAUGUUGAAACUGAUGCUGAAGUGGAAAAGCCCGCUAAGACUCCUAAGUCUAACACGAAGCUGAAGUUGACCACCCCGAAGGCUCCCACUGGGGAGGUUGGAAAGAAGACUCCAGCCAGCAAGGCCAAGAAAGCGCCUGCCAAGAAGGGCAAGGCGGCUCCCGCUACUAGUGAAGAAGGUGACAGUGCCGAUGCUAAGGAAUCCGAGAAGCCUAUUGACCCAGAGGAGCUGAGAAAGAAAAAGGAGAAAGAGAGUACGCGAACCCCCUCCCCCGACGAGUCCGAUCAGGCCAACUCAUACCUUGCAGUUUUGUUCCUCCGUCACAAGCUCCAAAAGGGUUUCAUCUCCCGCGACCAGCCCCCCAAGGAAGAUGAGAUGGCUAGCAUGGCCGGCUACUUUGACAAGUUGGAAAAACAUUCGGACUUGGAAGUGUCGAUCAUCCGUUCAACUAAGAUUAACAAGGUCCUUAAGAUGAUUGUCAAGCUCAAUUCGAUUCCCCGGGAUGAAGAGUUCAACUUCCGUCACCGUGCCAUGAACAUUCUAUCUAGCUGGAAGAACAUCUUAGACGCGGACACUCCCGGCCCGGCGGACAAGGAUGAGAAGCCCGCCGUCAACGGCUCCAAGGGGGAGGAUGGAGUCGAAACCCCCAAGCUAGAAACAGAAGAGGAAAAGGAGCCUGAGUCCAAGUCAACUAAGGACGGCGAUUCCCCAAUGCCUGACGCGGAUGAGAAGGCUCCUGAGCCUGAGACAGAAGAAAAGCCCGAAGAGAAAGCAGCCGAGGAGCCCGUCGAGGCUGCUGCUUAA